UGUCGGGAGCCGUCUCCCGUCGUGCACCGGGGCGCCGGCGACUCACCCGGAAGGAGAAGCCGAGACUGUGGCUGUAUGUUGGGGCGCUGGCGGUGUGGCUGUGGGGAGUGGCUGCCGCUCUCAGUGAGGAAGAUUCACCCUGAGCUGACAUCCGUGCCAAUCUUCCUUUAUUUUGUAUGUGGGAUGCCUCCACAGCAAGGCUGAUGAGCGGAGUAGGUCCACGCCUGGGGUCCGAAGAGGAACCUUUAGCAGGUUGCGUGGAACUUUAACCACUCCGUCAUGGGCCAGCCCCUUCUCUUUUGCUUGAAGAAGAUUGUCCCUGAGCGAACAUCUGUGCCAGUCUUCCUCUGUUUGAUGCUUUCUUCCAAUGGGCUUUUGGUGUAAGAUGUUGGAGAACCAAGAGCAGGAGGAGGUGAUCACUGUGCGAGUUCAGGACCCCCGUGUGCAGAAUGAGGGCUCUUGGAAUUCUUAUGUGGAUUAUAAGAUAUUCCUCCAUGUAAGUGCAUCCGACUUCUCUGCUGGUCAACACUCGCCAGGGCUGAGGGCCAGUGGUGAGACCAACAGCAAGGCCUUUACUGCCAAGACGUCCUGUGUGCGUCGCCGCUACCGUGAGUUCGUGUGGCUGAGAAAGCAGUUACAGAGAAACGCGGGUUUAGUGCCUGUACCUGAACUUCCUGGGAAGUCAGCCUUCUUUGGCAACUCAGAUGAGUUCAUUGAGAAGCGAAGACAAGGGCUGCAGCACUUCCUUGAAAAGGUCCUGCAGAGUGUGGUCCUCCUGUCAGACAGCCAGUUACACCUCUUCCUGCAAAGCCAGCUCUCAGUGCCUGAGAUAGAAGCCUGUGUCCAGGGCCGAAGCCCCAUGACCGUUUCCGAUGCCAUUCUUCGCUAUGCUAUGUCAAACUGUGGCUGGGUCCAGGAAGAGAGGCAGGGGUCUGCUCACCUGGCUAAGGGAGACCAGCCUAAGAGUUGCUGCUUUCUUCCAAGAUCAGGCAGGAGGAGCUCUCCUUCGCCACCUCCUGGGGAAGAAAAGGACCAUUUUGAGGUGUGGGCUCCUGUUGUUGACUCUGAGGCUCCUUGCUUGGAAAGCCCCCCUCUCGCACCCUCCUCCUCACCAUCAUGCUGUGGUCUUGCAAGACCUGAUGAGGGACUCUCUGCUCCUCAGCCUGUGAGGAGGGCCGUGGGAGGGGACCAUGCUGUGCCUUUGGACCCUGGUCAGUUAGAAGCAGUUUUGGAAAAGUGAGCUCUGGGUUCUGCUCCGAGGUGGACAGAGAAGAUGCAGGCACGGAGACUUGCUCGGGUGGGAUCGGGCACAGGACAGGUGUCGGAGGCUGGGCCGCUUAGUGUCUUACAGUUGCGUCUGCUCAGGUUGGUUGCACAGAGGUCGGUCACGACAACUCCUCAAGCUUCCUCCAUAGGAAUAAACACUGUGCAGAUGUUUGUAAGUUAAGCAUAAGGCCCAGGGGCUGUUGGUUUUGAAUAGAACCUCAUAUUUACUUUCCCUGGACCUGAGUUUCUUUAGAUGUUUCUUAAUGGGCCCAGGAGCACUGCCUCAGGUGACUGGUUUUGGGGACCUGUAAGUGGCCGAUUUUAAGCUGCUGUAUCGAAUGUUGUUGCAACAGAAAUGCUUGUGCAGCUGUAGUUCCUCUGGCUCUGAUUCUGCUGCAGCCCCUGGAGCGCUCUGUUUCUGGGAGGCUGGCCUCUUGCCUGCCUCCUUGCAUGGCCGGGCUGCUGAACGUUUCUUCUCCCACCUCCUUGUUUCUCCUCCACUCAUGCCACUGAAUGGAAUGGUGCUGUGACUCCUGUCGCUGGGCUUUCCUGUGUAUCCCGAGACCUCAGCCUGGCUGUGUGGGGCCUGAGACCCAUGAAAUAGCUCAUGGCCAUCCAUGAAAGAGAAGGGGUUGGUCAUGGCCAGAGGAAAGGCAACAGCUCAGGGGCUUUGUUUUGGAAAAAGACUGUCCUGGGCUAUCAUUCUCUCUUCUAGUUAUAAAGCAGAGACGUGACUGUCUUUUUGGCUGGGUUAGUGUGGGCUCCUUUCUUUUUUGAAUCCUUUUCUUCUCCCUUAGUAAGAGCUCCCUGUCCCCAGGGCUUCAGCCCCUAGAGUGGUCCUCUGCUGCCUUGCAGGGAGGCGGUAUGUUCAGUCCAUUGGGGUGCAAGGGCUUUGUUUCUGCCUGGAGAGAGGGCUCUGGGGAUGGAGAUGAGGACAGCACGACUUCCUUCAGACAAUGAGGCAUUCUGCCCUCCUGCUGCCGUAACUCCUCUCCACUGAGAGCCAGAGCUGGUAGGAGACGAGUGCCACUGGCAUUCUGCGUUGCUCGGCACUUAGGUUUGUGUGUGUGGUUCUUCUCCUUCUCGCCCACUCCCCCCUCCUCUGGCCAUCCCACCCCGUCUGUGGGCUCUUCUACUACCAGCCUAUGCUGUGGGACUGUCAUGGCAUUUAGUUCAGAGUUGAGGGGCUUUGGCCUGAAAUAAAAUUCAAGUAUUUAAGA
Messenger RNA from Equus caballus (horse), 2486 nucleotides. The record is from RefSeq and is a predicted model, not a curated record. Lineage: Eukaryota; Metazoa; Chordata; Mammalia; Perissodactyla; Equidae.